UCCAACACACCCCAUGCCCAUGUCGAUGUGUAUGUCAGGGCAGCCAUUUUGAGCGAAUGAGUCUUAGGGCGACCACACUGAAUACCAGUCGCUACGGUCAAAUUAAGUUCGUUCGGACGCCGGUUGCUGCAAUUUGCCUCUGAAUCCCGUUACUUAAGGGAAGCUUCUCUCGUUUUAAGCUAGUAAAAGGAAAGCUAAAUCAAAACACUCAAAAUGUCUACGGUCGACAAGGAAGAGCUAGUUCAGAAGGCAAAACUAGCCGAACAAUCUGAACGAUAUGAUGAUAUGGCACAGGCAAUGAAAUCAGUAACAGAAACUGGAGUGGAGCUGUCAAAUGAGGAAAGGAACCUUUUGUCAGUUGCUUACAAGAACGUUGUAGGUGCCCGAAGAUCAUCAUGGCGAGUGAUAUCAUCGAUUGAACAGAAAACUGAAUCCUCUGCCCGCAAACAACAAUUGGCACGAGAGUACCGGGAACGAGUCGAAAAGGAACUGAGAGAAAUCUGCUACGAAGUGCUGGGUCUGCUGGACAAAUUCUUAAUUCCCAAAGCCAGUAAUCCAGAAAGCAAGGUGUUUUACCUCAAAAUGAAGGGAGAUUACUACAGAUACCUAGCUGAAGUAGCCACCGGUGAAACCCGCCACACCGUAGUUGACGAUUCCCAAGCCGCGUACCAGGAUGCCUUUGAAAUUAGUAAAGGCAAAAUGCAGCCAACACAUCCUAUCCGAUUGGGUCUCGCGCUCAAUUUUUCAGUCUUCUAUUACGAGAUCCUAAACUCUCCCGACAAAGCCUGCCAGCUUGCCAAACAGGCAUUCGAUGACGCGAUUGCUGAGCUGGACACGUUGAACGAGGACUCCUAUAAAGACUCGACACUCAUCAUGCAGUUGCUGCGAGACAACCUUACGCUGUGGACGUCCGAUACCCAAGGAGACGGCGACGAACCACAGGAAGGUGGCGAUAAUUAACCAAACUAAAAUUAAAGCAAAACAAA
Molecule: messenger RNA, 986 nt
Organism: Anopheles maculipalpis
Lineage: Eukaryota; Metazoa; Arthropoda; Insecta; Diptera; Culicidae
Gene: 14-3-3zeta
Product: 14-3-3 protein zeta
Exons: 7
Coding region: 214-960 (248 amino acids)
Biological process (GO): signal transduction
Cellular component (GO): cytoplasm
Source: RefSeq, a predicted model, not a curated record